AUGAGAAACAGAAUGAUUUCUUGCUCGUCCCUCUGCGGAUUCCUGCUCAUUACAGCCGCCCUCACUUCAACUCUCUUCCUACCCUCUAAAACAACUCUGGCUGCCCGUGAACUCGCAGAUUACUACCCAUCAGACGACGACGACAAGGACCUAAGCAAAGGGCUUGUCUGGGGAAGCCACUCGACCAACUCCGGUUCGGCGACCGGGGACAGCUCAGCCUCCUCUACGUUCCAGGACCCGCCGCCGACGAGUCGUAUGAUUGACAGUCAGCUGAAUGGGCCGCCGAGCUUUUCGCCGUCCAACUUUCAGAACGAUUCCACCACCACCACUACGACUAUGGCUAGUAGCGGUGGUGGUGGAUACUGGGGUCAACGACCACCGCCACCACCGCAAGGUUAUCAAUACGAAUCGUACAGGUCGUCGUCGUCGUCAUCGUCUCAGAGUGAUAGUAGUCAUGUUUUUAGAAACGCUGAGACGACACAGACGUCGUCGACGAAGACUGUGACGUAUGGAUCUGGCGGCGUCACUCGUGUUACCGUUGUUCGUAAUAGUAACAAUGAGGCGCCAUGUGGUUGUGAGGAGGAGGAGGGAGCCAACAAUAAUUAUCCAUAA
Linum trigynum is the source of this 612-nucleotide messenger RNA. The record is from the annotation of a GenBank genome assembly. NCBI's taxonomy places the organism in Eukaryota, Viridiplantae, Streptophyta, Magnoliopsida, Malpighiales, Linaceae.